ACGUGCCCUCAAAAUAUAAACAAUAAUCCUGCAGCAUGACAACCCGAAUACUCACCGUAGCAUAAGUUGAUUUAAGAUGUUCACUUGGUUUACCAUUGUUACGAGUCAACCCUUGUUGCAUUAUCUUCUAGAAAAUAUAAAUGUCUAUAAACUAGUUAGCUACUACUAAAGGAUUCAUAAUCAUGGACAAGUAUGAGCCAAUUCAAGCGGUGGGAAGAGGAGCUUACGGGAAUGUAUAUCUUUAUCGUCGCCUGUCUGAUAAUAAGCAGGUUGUUAUCAAACAGAUUCCCAUGGAAUCUAUAACAACAGAGGAAUGUGAGCUAACAAAAAAUGAAGUAAAGGUCUUGUCAAUGCUUCAUCAUCCCAACAUAAUUGAAUACUAUGAGAAUUUUCUUGAAAAUAAUACAAUGAUGAUUGUCAUGGAGUAUGCUCCAGGAGGGAAUUUAUAUGAUUACCUUCGCUGUCGAGGUGAGGGAAAUCUUCUUCAAGAAGAGGAUGUAUUACACCUGUUUUGCCAGUUGGUGGUAGGCAUAAAGCAUAUUCAUGAAAUGAGCAUUCUUCACAGAGACAUCAAGUCACACAACAUACUUUUAGAUAGAUCUCAUCGCAUCGUAAAGAUAGGGGAUUUUGGCAUUUCAAAAAUUCUUAGCAGUAAAAGCAAAGCACACUCAGUAGUUGGAACUCCAUGCUAUCUUUCACCUGAAUUAUGUCAGGAAAAACCAUAUAAUAAGAAGAGUGAUAUAUGGGCCCUUGGCUGUGUUCUAUAUGAGAUGCUUACCUUAAGAAGAGCCUUUGAAGCAGGGACACUGCCAGCUUUGAUCAUGAAAAUCAUGCGAGGAAUUUUUGUCCCUAUCCAUCCCCAGUAUAGUGCAGAAAUGCGUUCCCUUGUUCACUUACUAUUGCAUGUGGACCCAGCACAACGUCCAAAUAUACAUGAGGUUAUUAGUCAUCCACUGGUUUUUCCCACAAUCUUUAAACUUCAUGCUGAUCUGGGAAUGGUGCGAUGUGUUUCCAGACCAUUACGCUUAUCAUCAGUUGGAACCAGGACCAGGUCAUCCAGAGGAAGUGAAGACUCAACAGACAGAGAAAAGCUAGAUGCUGAAAGGAGUGAUUAUAUAGAAGAGUUAAGUGAGAUGGAAACUGCUGCAGAAAUUGCAGCUGCAACCCCCUCCUCUGAUGUAUUUUUCUUGGAUCCAUGUGGUAAUAUAUGCAGACUACCCCUUGGUCAUUGUGAGGGAAAUGUCUGUCAAGUGGCAGCCAGCAAAACUCACAAAGCUGCCAUAACCAAUUUGGGUCAAGUUAUCCUUUGGCAGCCACAGGCUGAUUCCACUAAUGUAGAUGAGAGUGAUGAAGUUUUGUUUACCCCAACAAUACUGAAAUCACCUCCUUCUGUCGUUAUUGUUCAAGUAGCUUGUGGGGAUGGCUUCAUGGCAUGCAUUACUGAUAGAGGUAUUCUCAUGACUAGUGGUAGUGGAGCUUCUGGCAGUCUAGGCCAUGGGAGUACAAAUGAUGUUACACAACUGAAAAUUGUGGAAUCAUUACUUGGUGUUUCAAUCAAACAGAUAGCUUGUGGGGCUUCUCAUGUUGUUGCACUUUCAGCUGAUCAGCAAGUAUACACCUGGGGAUGUGGGGAUAAUGGUCGUUUAGGAAUUGGGUCAAGAAUGAUGCAGUUAUGGCCUAGACUUGCUAAUGUUGAUGAUAUGAUGUACGAAGUAGUAGAUGUUGCUGCAGGUGAAGAUUGUUCUUUUUUAACAACAUCCUCAGGUGUUCUUUUAGCAUCAGGGUCCAACAGAAUGAACAAAUUAUGUGUGGAUGAAACAGAUAUAGCUGGAUGUGAAACUCUUAAGCAAAUUGAAGAUAUAGCAACAUUUGUUCCUGUAUGUUCCCGACCUCUUUCAAAUAAUAGUAUAUCUAAAGUAGCUGCUGGUUUGGAUCACACUGUUUUCCUUACGGAUGCAGGUGAAGUGUUUACUGCUGGUAAAAAUACAUCAGGUCAGUUAGGUCAUGAAGGUUCACAAAAUCCAAGGGUACCUGUCAGAGUUAUGGAGCCAGUUUCCCGCAGUCAUGUGGUCGAAGUUGCCUGUGGCAAAGAAUUUUCAGUUGCAGUUACCAAAGAUGGUCGUGUCUACUCUUGGGGGGGAAAAGGUGAUGAUCCAGAGAGCUACCAAACUAGGUGCAGUUUGAUGGAAAAAAUACGACCCUCCCUUCUUGAUAUACCACUAAGUGGAGACAGACGUGUAGCCAUAGCCUCUUCAGAAAGUUGUACUAUCAUAGUGUGUAACAAAUUUUGAGACAUGCUGGGUACAUUACUGAAAGACUAUAAGUUUUGCUGGCAGAAUCUGCAACUUGUUUUAUGAAAGUGCCUUUAAGUUUAAUAGGAUGACUUUUUCAGAAUUAUAUAUUUUUAUGCAUUUAUAAAGUACAGCACUGUGAUAUUUUUAUUCAAGCAGUCAUACACUUGACUUUUAAAGCAUUUUUUUUUAUUACUUGAAACAUAUCCAGAAAUUAUCUUGUCAAAAUUUUACCAAAGAAAACAAAGUUUAAUUAUCAAGGGAUGUAGUCUUAUUCAUUAAAUAUGAGGUUUUAUGUGA
Messenger RNA from Macrobrachium nipponense, 2591 nucleotides. Its product is annotated as serine/threonine-protein kinase Nek8-like. Gene Ontology annotation, biological process: protein phosphorylation. Gene Ontology annotation, molecular function: ATP binding; protein kinase activity. The coding region runs from base 183 to 2291 and encodes 702 amino acids. The transcript is spliced from 14 exons. NCBI's taxonomy places the organism in Eukaryota, Metazoa, Arthropoda, Malacostraca, Decapoda, Palaemonidae. The record is from RefSeq and is a predicted model, not a curated record.